This is a messenger RNA of Camellia sinensis, 1734 nucleotides long. The record is from RefSeq and is a predicted model, not a curated record. NCBI's taxonomy places the organism in Eukaryota, Viridiplantae, Streptophyta, Magnoliopsida, Ericales, Theaceae.
AUGGGUUAUCUUAAGGAUUUUGUGGACCCCUCAAACUCCUCUGGAAAUUGGCUUUUUAAUUUCAGGAGGCCCCUAUUUGAUUGGGAAAAAGUGGAAUUACACAGACUCAUUGGCUCCUUAUCAGCGGUAUCUGGGCUAAAUCAGGAGGUCCAAGAUUGGGUUGUGUGUCUAGCAGCUCAGCCUGGUCAGUCUCUUGUCUCUGCUUUUUACAAACAUAGUAGUCACUUUCUUGGCUGUGAAGAUAGCACCAUUGUUGAGGUUUUUAAUGUAAUCUUUGGGAUAAUAAAGUAUUUUUCAUUGAUUAUACGUCGGCUUCCUAACACAAAGAGGUUGAAUUUGGAAGCUGUAGGUGUUGAGCUUGACGAGAUGGGAGCCGUAAAGGUGGAUGAGUUCUCUCGCACAAACAUUCCUAGUAUAUGGGCUGUUGGUGAUGUCAUAAAUAGAUUGAAUCUUACUCCCGUGGCCUUGAUGGAAGGCACCUGCUUUUCAAAAACUGUUUUUGGUGGGCAGCCUACCAAACCUGACUACAACAAUGUACCUUGUGCUGUAUUCUACAUACCACCUCUUUGUGUUGUUAGAUUAAGUGAAAAAGAGGCUAUUGAGCAAGCAAAGGGUGAUGUUUCGAUUUUUACGUCAACGUUCAAUCCUAUGAAGAACACUGUCUCAGGGCAUCAAGAGAAAACGGUUAUGAAGCUUGUUGUUGAUUCUGAGAUAGAUAAAGUUAUUAGAGCAUCCAUGUGUGGGCCAGAUGCACCUGAGAUUAUGCAGGUACUGUAUUUAUGCCGCCAAAGUGGUCACUGGGGUAUCAUCAAUGUCAUUGGAGCUAUGACUCUGACGCAUCGUGAGAUUGCCAGAACAUUUCGGGAGAAAGGUAUACCUUGUGAUGUUAUAUGGAUGGAUAUUGACUACAUGAAUAUGUUUCGUUGUUUCACUUUUGACCAGGCAUGUCCUUAGUAGACGAUCUUAGUAUAUAUAUAUCCCUGGUACGAUAAAUGAUUAGAAAAUGGUUAGCUAUUCCCUAGACCCUCCUGCCAUUAUUGACAUGGAAAAUGAACUUUUGUGAUUUGUAUCAGGAACGCGUUCCAGAUCCAAAAUCUUUAGUGAAAGAUCUAUAUCUCACUGGAUUCAAAGCAAUAGAGAAAUGGAAAAAGUGCAUUGGAGACAAAGAUGGAGAGGCUGAAUUACAAGUUAACAAAACUCAGAAGCAGCUAGUAGUAAGCUUGAAAUCUCACUAGAUUCAAAAUCUUUAGUGAAAGAUCUAUAUCAAAUACCACUAAGUUAAUGGGGCCAAGACGUAGCUGCAUUUAGUUCUGCUCUCUCCUGGUGCCGUAUAUUUUUAGGCUUGUUUUUCCUGUAAUCUAAUCUUAUCUAACUACUAAGUUGAAGCAUUAACUUACUGUUUCACUCUCUUGAGCUUUUGAUGCAUUCCACUCAACCUCGCAGUUUAGCUGCAGCAUGAGUCAGAAUAUGAUUAAAUGUAGUAAAUAUUAAAUAUUUCACAUAUCUCAAUAGAGAGAAGGAUGUUUGUACCUUCUAUAUGAGUUUUCCAUUAUGUUUGUUGCAUACUGCAUAAAUACCUUUUCAAAAAUCUUACUACUGCUGAAUGGCAUCUCAUAAUUUCUUCUUCUUCUUCUUCUUUUUUGAAAAGUUGCCUCUCAUAAUGUUUUACUAACUCUCUUGCAUUCACCCUCUUAACCUCUUCCCAUUUUGUCCAGAGCUUCUCUAUUUCCCUUU